AGAAAAAGGCUUUGGAGAGCACCAAUGCUCGUCUGGCUUUGGUGAUGAAGUCCGGCAAGUACUGCCUGGGCUACAAGCAGACCCUCAAGACCCUGCGCCAGGGAAAGGCCAAGCUGGUGCUCAUCGCCAGUAACACUCCCGCCCUGAGGUGAGAUCCGCGUGCUUCUGAGUAAUUUGAGUAAUUGCACCGGAGUUUUCGUCGUUGCUGGAACCAUAUGGAGUCUUGCUUUAUGCUGACUGAGAAGUAUGAUUCCGUCCUAAGUUUGGACAAAAAAAAAAAGAGUUGUUUUAGUCUGCGGAUUAUGUAAAUCAGAAUCGGAUCGCUUUGCUUCGACUCCACAUGGUUCCACUAACAGCGGAUGACUGCCAAUUUUUGGUGCUUGUGGAAGUCUGAGAUCGAGUACUACGCCAUGUUGGCCAAGACUGAGGUCCAGCACUACAGCGGCACCAACAUCGAGCUGGGCACUGCCUGCGGUAAAUACUUCCGUGUGUGCACCAUGUCCAUCACCGAUCCCGGAGAUUCUGAUAUCAUUCGCUCCCUGCCAGAUAACUAAACAGUUGAACUUUUUGUUAAUCUGUCAAUAAAGAUAAUACUUUUGGGUAAAAAA
Drosophila ananassae is the source of this 608-nucleotide messenger RNA. RefSeq names its product 60S ribosomal protein L30 (gene RpL30). Gene Ontology annotation, cellular component: cytosolic large ribosomal subunit. The transcript is spliced from 2 exons. Gene Ontology annotation, molecular function: structural constituent of ribosome; RNA binding. Lineage: Eukaryota; Metazoa; Arthropoda; Insecta; Diptera; Drosophilidae. The coding region runs from base 360 to 554 and encodes 64 amino acids. The record is from RefSeq and is a predicted model, not a curated record.